Molecule: messenger RNA, 1667 nt
Organism: Dromiciops gliroides (monito del monte)
Lineage: Eukaryota; Metazoa; Chordata; Mammalia; Microbiotheria; Microbiotheriidae
Gene: SYAP1
Product: synapse associated protein 1
Exons: 9
Coding region: 165-1226 (353 amino acids)
Cellular component (GO): cytoplasm; synapse
Source: RefSeq, a predicted model, not a curated record
CUGGAAAGAGCAGUCACUCAUGUGAUCUGAGUCCGAACGGCUUCCGGCGGACUCAAAAACACUGGAGAGUUGAACCCGGAGGCGGCAGCGACGGCGACGACGACGACUACUAGCAGACCCUGGUGACCCGGCUCACAGCAGCCGGCUGAGGCCGGGCGGGCGGGAUGUUACGGGGUCUGGGCAGCUGGUUUGGCUUGGAACAGACGUCGGCAGGGGGCGACCCUCCGGCCGGGGGUAGCCCCGAAGAGGCGGCGGCGGCGGGGAGUGAGCCCGAGCUGCCGCCGGAGGAGCUGCGGGAAGGGGACGAGGAGCCUCUUCUCCACCAGGCCAAAGGCCUCGGCAAUUACCUGUUUAAUUUUGCCACUGCUGCUACAAAAAAGAUAACUGAAUCAGUUGCUGAAACAGCACAAACAAUAAAGAAGUCAGUAGAAGAAGGGAAAAUAGAUGAUAUCAUUGAUAAGACCAUUAUAGGAGAUUUUCAGAAGGAACAAAAAAAAUUUGUGCAAGAGCAACAAACAAAAAAGUCAGAAGCAGCAGUGCCUCCAUGGGUUGACAGUAAUGAAGAAGAAACAAUUCAGCAACAAAUAUUGGCCUUAUCUGCAGACAAAAGAAACUUCCUUCGAGAUCCUCCAGUAGGUGUUCAGUUUAAUUUUGACUUUGAUCAAAUGUAUCCUGUUGCUAUGGUAAUGCUUCAAGAAGAUGAACUGCUGAACAGAAUGAGAUUUGACCUUGUUCCUAAACAUGUAAAAGAAGAAGUGUUCUGGAGGAAUUAUUUUUAUCGUGUCUCCCUGAUUAAACAGUCUGCACAGCUGACUGCACUGGCAGCCCAGCAGCAAGCCGUGGGAAAGGAAGAGAAGAACAGUGGCAGAGAAGGCGAUUCACAGCUGACAGAAGCAGUACGACCUAAAACACCACCUGUUGCAAUUAAACCUCAACUUAAACCUCAAGAGGAUGAGGAAGAGAUAUCAACUAGCCCUGGUGUAUCUGAAUUUGUUAGUGAUGCCUUUGAUGCUUGUAACUUUAAUCAGGAAGAUCUGAGAAAGGAAAUGGAACAGUUAGUACUUGACAAAAAGGAAGAGGAAAUAACUGUAUUAGAAGAAGAAUCUGCAGAUUGGGAAAAAGAACUACAGCAGGAACUUCAGGAAUAUGAAGUGGUGACAGAAUCAGAGAAGCGGGAUGAAAACUGGGAUAAGGAAAUUGAAGAAAUGCUUCAAGAAGGAAAUUAACUAAUUUUUGGAAUACAAUAUAAUCUUUAAAUGUUCCACACACUGACAUGGAAUUCUAUUAGCAAUCUGGACUCCCCCAAAUAUGGAGAAACAAGAGUAUAUAACAGCAUAUUCAAGAUCAGUGUAUAUAUAGGGAAACAACCAGCAUUAUUUCUUCGUCUAAAAUUGAAUGUAGUUUAUUCCUAAUAAUCAAUCACAAACGUAUGUUUCACAUAACAAUGGCUUGUUUGAAUAUAUAACUUUAGGAGUCCCAUUUAUAGGCUAUAUUGAUGUAAAUAUAGCAGAAAAUGAAGUAAGAUUUUUGAAUACAUCCUCUGAGGUUGAAAGUGGGACGUCAUUAAUUUAUUCUUUAUGCAGAGUUUUAUAAAAUUUCUUCAUAUUUGUACUUUUAUCACUGAAAGUUCUCUGUACAUAUGCAUUAAAAUACUUAAUUCUCUUUAA